Molecule: messenger RNA, 5260 nt
Organism: Prorocentrum cordatum
Lineage: Eukaryota; Dinophyceae; Prorocentrales; Prorocentraceae
Source: the annotation of a GenBank genome assembly
AUGGGCCGCAUGUACGGCAAGGGCAAGGGCAUCUCCUCCUCGGCGGCGCCGUACCGCCGCAGGCCGCCCACGUGGCUGAAGAUGAAGUCCGAGGACGUCGUUGACCACAUCUGCAAGCUGGCCAAGAAGGGGCUGACUCCCUCGCAAAUCGGCGUCACGCUACGCGACAGCUUCGGCGUCCCGCAGGUGAGGUACGUCUCUGGGAACAAGAUCCUGCGCAUCCUGAAGCUCAACGGAGAGUCAGGGCCAGCGGGAGAGAGCGGGGCAGGGAUGGCCCCCGAGCUGCCGGAGGACCUGUACUACCUGAUCAAGAAGCAGCAAGCUGUCCACGCCUUGUCGGCGGAGGAGAUGGAGCUGUGGAUGGGCAUGGAGGAGGUCCAGUUUGCCGCGCUGUCUCUGUCUCUCGCGCAGUCCCGGAGGGACCAGCUCAUCCACGAGCGCGCCAUGCAUACUUUCGGCCUGUGCGCGCGGGCGGAGGCGCAGCAGGCCAACCUGCUCAUCGGCAAGUGCUCGCAGCAGGCGAUGGUCGCGGUGGCCGAGGCCAACGAGGGGGGCCUCGCUGCGGUCGAGGCGGAGCUGGUGGCGGCGACGCGGUCGUUGCGCCCGACGUUCUGGGAGCAGGCGCGGAUGCUCCAGGGGCGGGUUCUCGCGGCGAGGCCGACGCGGCCAAGCGGCCCAGUGCGCCGCGCCGUCCAGGGCGCCAGGUCGCACGAGGGGCUGCUGCUGGGAGUGCUGCUGGUGCUGGUGAUGGCGUUCCAGGCGGCAGGGGCGGAGAGGCAAGUCUUGGGUCAGUUGGGCGAGUUCCUGCACUUCAUGGGGGCGCCGUUCAUCGCGGGCAAGUUGCAACAGAAGUGUUGGCAGAAUGCAAACGCCUCGCCUGCUGUGCACACCACCGACGGGUCCUGGGACCCCACCGGAGAGGAUCAGCGGCUAGCUGAGGAGUUGUCCGGCGACCUCCCCGACUUGGACGCGGUGCUUGAGCCCGUUGCGGACAGCCUCAGUUUGCAGGCCCACGACGACAGCCUGGUGACCAUCGGCUUGGCGAAGGUCGAGCAGGAGAAGGACGGAGAGGGCGCGAACGGCGAGGACUUCCAGGACGGCCUGUUCGAGGGCCCAGGUGGCGUGGCGCCGCCAGUUGCGCAGCCCCAAGGGUGCGUCGAGGAGUCGAGUGGGAUCGACAUUCACGGGCUUCCUCUGCAGGACAUGUCGCCGAGCUGCCGCUUCCCCGCUGGGCGGGAGUUUGUCUCCGUCGCUCGAAUGCGCAACGCGGUGAACGCCUACGUGGACCGCGUGGCCAAAGAGGGGUGGCUCCAAGAUUACAAGUUGGGCACGAUGCAGGCAUUGGAGAGAAGGUUGAAGAAUCACCGCGAAGCGAUCGUCGGCAAGGUGGCGUACUCUGUGCAAGUUGCGUAUAAGCAGGUGUGUGCGAGGAUCAACGCUUCCAUUUCUCUUCACAAGUGCCCCAAGCAUUGGCUGGGCACCCAGGACGACGCGAACCUCGUCAACACCUUGGACCACUUCGGAAUCCAGGUGGCGUACUUGGCCUCUAAGGGACUCCCCUUGGCAGAGGACCUGACGGUCAUCUUUGUGCACAGCGUCUUCCAGGCUUAUAUCAAGAAGCACAACAAGGUCUCGACCGCGAUCGAAAACCCGAGCAUGGUCAUCUUCGACUUGAUGCGCCGACGCCCCGAGGAGGCAGCGCAAGAUAAGGAGCCGGAGCAUCCCGCCAAUGUCGAAGUCACAGAGGAGCGCGACGAACCCGCCGAAAAGAAUGCGAAGAAGGCGACGAAGCAGAAGGAUACCGUGGUCGAGCUCUCAACUAAGGUGCAGAUUGGUGUCAGUGCCAAGUACCACAUGGCCUACAUGGUCGCGGAGGCGAUGCGGUCUUACCUCUACAGCCCCCCCGAUACGUGCCUGGAACUCAAGAAGACGGCCGACGAGUUCGUGACCGAGAUCAGCACCGUCGCGCAUGCGCGGGCUCGCGCGAUGGAGCCACUCACUGGUGACAACGACGACGACGAAAGCAUUGUCUUCACUCGAGUGCUCGGGGCCAUCGGCAGCAUCGCGAAGUGCUGCAGCGCCGCAGAGAGUGAGCGGCCCACGUCGGUGACGGUACGAGAUGCCAGGAAGACAGUCCUGGAGCAGACGAGGCAGUCAGGCCAAACGCCUUCAGCAGAGCUCGCGCGAACCAUGAUCGCAUACAAGGUCCCGAAGGACGCCGCGGAGGUGCCCCGCUUGCACGUCGCACGAAAUGUGGAGGACGAGGCCGCGUCGAAGUCUUUCACCAGCGCCGCGGCCGCUUUCGAGUCUGACUUUCAAGAUGCCUUCGAUGACCUGGAGAACUGGGUUGUGUCUAAAGCGACGGGGGCUUCCACCUCCAUCAAUGGCCAAGUCGCUUUCAUGGGCAAGCUGUUCGCUGGGGCUAUGCUCUCCUUGCACAAGUGGUCGGCAUCCGCCUUGGCCGACAACGAGAAGUUGCUGAUUGACGCGGCGCAGAACUCCGAAUCCACCAUCGACGCGAGCUUGUGCGCAGUGGUCCGCACUUUCGGCGUGACGGUCUCGGUCCAGUGCGACGGCCUCGGCAAACACAUCGAGACCCUGACGAAGUCGCGGCUCGCGGUGCCUACGGAGGAGAGCACCUCGCAGGAGGGUGCAAGCGUGGCGCUUACAACGGCCGCGGCGGAGGCCCGCUCGGGAUCCUUCAGUGUCUUGGCGAUCUUGGGCGAGUUCCGCGACGGCAUGAUCGGCUUCGGAGCUACGCUGGGAGAUAUGUGGAAGCGCUUGCGCACGUGCGAGGCGGCCUUGAAUGAGAGGAGCUGCCCAGGUGCGACCAGCGAGCGGCCCCAGAGCGAGCAGAAGAACAACAUGUCCUUCCAGGCCCGCUUGGACUCCACCAUCAAGGGGCUCACUGACAUGAUCGAUUGCGUCAACUCCGCGGCGACUCUGGCGCUGAUUUUCUCGGGGCAGCACGUCGACAGGAACAUGUCCGAGAGGGUCAUCAGCAUGGCCAAGCACGUGCACAAUAUGAAGCACGACCCCGUCGUCUUCGAUGUUACGAGCGCCGCCACGAACGAUGAGCUGGUCGCGAAGGUCUGGAGCGACUUCCAGCGGUUCAUGGGGGCACCCCUUUACACGGCCGUGGCGGACGAGUUUACAAUGGCGAAGCUUUCGCAUAUCGGAACGAGGGUAUCUUUCUCUCUGGGUGAUGCGCAGCAGAAGUUGGCUACCCAGUCGGGCGAUUUCGACGCGAUCAAUGUGGUGGUUCGGUCGGUGGACUCUUACGGGGAGUUCGUCAGAGUUCAGCUCGAGCUCGAUGGCGAUUCCAGCGUCACCAUGGCCGCUCUGACAGCCGCGCAGCGCAGCGUCGCCCUGGGGGAGUUGAAGGAGUUCAUUUCGGCAAGCGGCCUUGCCGCUGUCGCUCUUCCCGAAGUCACUUGCACUUCGGACCCUCUCGGGCUGCGCAUGAAGGCCGACCAGGCCAUGUUGCACCUGUCCGUGGUGACCUCGACCAACGACCUUGGCGCCCUUUGCGCCUUUCUGCACGACGAGCUCUUCAAGGAGGGUGGCUACCAGAAGGCGCCCUCGAAGGAUGACGCGUUCAAGACGUUGAGCGGCCUGCAGAGGAUUCUCACAAUUUCAACCCACAUCGUCAUGGCGUCCUCGGACGCGUGCAAGGCGACAUGCCCGGACUGGGGCGCCACGGUCAACCCUGGCGGCAGGCUCGACUUAAAGAUGCUGGGCGCCAUAUUCGGCAGCGAGAAGAAGCUCGAGAAGGUGGUGUGCGCCUACAACGCCCUGCACAAGGACCUCAGCCCCACGUCCGCGGCUGCGCAGAUGAUGGAGGUGACGCCGCGGGCGCAGGGCAAUGACAUCGCAAGCGCCUGCGUCGCUACGGCCAUGGCGACGCUGGUGAAGGCUUCCCAAGUUGCGAUCGUGAUCAAGGCUACGGACAUCUCGAUGAAUAUGCAGGACAGCCCUGCAGGCCCGAGCUUGGCCGACGCCUUCGUGAAGGCAGCGGGCGCGGCGCCCUCGGCGCCUGUGAGCGAGAAGGGUGAGAAGCGCUCUCCGUCGCAGGGCUCUAGCUCACGCGCGCCUUGCCCGAAGAAGGCCGCCUCUGUCGUUUCUGGCCCUUCUAGCGGGGCGAAGGCCGCUGCCCCUGCGGCCGAGCGCGGUGGCGUCAAGCGCGAGGCCAGCCCUGAUCAGGGCAACGCGCCGCGCCGCGGCCUCAAGCGCAAUGUUUGCUGCCUCGGCUGGAGUUAUACUGCGCGCAGUGACGUGGCCAGCGAGGCCUACGAGAUGCCAGGGGGCGCUUUUGUCCGGGAUCUCGAUGUCUCUGUAACGGGCAUCGAGGAGCCAGAGGCUUUUGAUUUUCCCGAGGCUGCGGCGGGGCCGCCGCCUGACCCAGCGGCCCGAGCGGUUUCAAGUGGAGCCGCAGUUGCGGCCCCGGAGCCGACGGGCGAGCCGCCCGCCGCCCUGCGCCGGGCUCUGGGCGCCCCCCCGCUUCCGAGGCAGCCCCAGGACCUUGCCUGGAGGGCGAGCGACGCAGGCAUUCGGGAAUUUGAGGCCGCCGGCCAGGGCGGGCCCGCAGUCCUGCCGAGUGCUCCCAGUCCGGACAUGGUCCCCGCUCUGCCGAGUGCGCCGCUGUCAGCUGAGGACAAGAGCUGCGGGGUGCUCGCCCUGGUCUGUUUGGACCUGCGCAGCCGCGGCAAGAUCGGGCGGCUUGGAAUGGUCGGGGUCAACGGCAAGAAACUCCCGGACAUCAGGGCGCACAUGCAGCGGAACUUAGGGGAUGUCUUCCAGGGCAUCGAGCCAUCUGUCAUAGAGACGUGGCCAGCUGACGGCGUGGUCGCACCCACGGCGUUCAAGGACAGACGCCGCUGCAGACUUCAAGCCGGGGGAUUUGGCAAUCAUCUUCACUCCAGACGACACACACUACGAAAUAGCGAUGGAGUGUAUCAACAGGCAGCAGCACGCCCUCCUGCGGGCGCCGCGCUCCUGGAAGCCUGGCGCACCAGCGGCACGUGCGCGGCCGCAGCCACGAGUUCCUGUUUCCGGGCGCGGGCGGCCGCAAGUACAGCGCCGUCUUUAAUGCAUGCUCCGCGUGCGGAUCAUGUACUAAAACAUCCCAGAGGACAUGUCGGGCUCUGGCCGUCUGCGCCACAGACAGCGCGGGCCUGGCGCUCGUGCUUUGCAGAGGGCCGAGGGCAUGCAGCGACCUGCUCGAGGGCGUCUUGCAUCUCCUCGACGUUUCGCUUUUACA